CAUCGUGAUCAUGCGGUUGAUGUGGUCUCGAGGGCAUGAUCAGAGGGUGAGCAAGUCUAGAGGCUUGAAAGGUUCAAACCUGUAUGGCUGUAUCAGCACGGCUCUUCUCCCAGUACCGUGGCAUGGGGUGAAAAUGGAAUAUGACAUGACUGUCUCAUUGUCACUGUCGUCUCUCCCAACUCCUAAUGCCGUUUAGAGUUUCUUCACAAUCAAUGCUUCUUGACUUCGACAAUUCGACUUCUUCGGUCUUCUCUCUGAAAUCUAUAUCAUUAUCUUCCUCAACUGGUUCUUCUCUUAUUCACACUUCCAUGGCUUCCUCCUUUUCUUUAGCUCCUUGCCUUCUCUUCCUCCUUUUCUUCUUUUUCAUCGUUAAUGGCGCUGCACAAUCUCAGUCUUCAUCUCUUGAUUUUGUGUACAAUGGUUUCAAUCACACAGAAAACAACUUCACUCGGAAGGGUGCCACUAUUAUAAAACCCAGUGGCGCACUUAAGCUCACCAACAGGUCACGUGAUGUAAUCGGGCAUGCAUUCUAUCCUGACCCAAUCAAUCUGUGGAACUCUUCCAACAAUAUUUCUUCAUUCAGCACCUCCUUUGUUUUCUCAAUCAUUCCCUCCGGCUCUGACGGAGGCGGCUACGGCCUCGCAUUUUUGUUAUCACCAUCUACAGACCUACAAGGGGCUGACAGUGGGCAUUUUCUGGGAAUUCUCAACUCCACAAAUGAUGGUGAUGAAUCAAACCACAUCUUUGCGGUUGAAUUCGAUACAGUUAACGGACACAAUGAAGGCAAAAGCAGUGAAGGUAAUCAUGUUGGAAUCAACAUCAAUAGCAUGGAUUCAGUUGCAACAGAACCUGCUUCAUAUUAUGUCAAUGAUACAGACAAGAAGGAAGAGGUAAAUUUGGACAGUGGACAUAUCCAAGCUUGGAUCGACUACGCGGAUGGUGUUGUGAAUGUCACAAUCGCUCCAUUAUCGAUUCCGGACAAACCAAUGAAACCACUCAUGUCUAAAGGAAUCGAGCUAUCUAGGGUUGUCACGAACAGUAUGUAUGUUGGUUUUUCUGCAUCCACGGGAGAAGAGAGGAGCUCUCAUUACAUAUUGGGAUGGAGUUUUUGCAUCAAUGGAACAGCUCGUCCGCUCAAUCUUUCUAUACUCCCAGUGCCACCAAUUGAAACAGACUCAUCCUCUCUGCAUACUGGAAUUAAGGUUUUAAUUACGGGUUUAGCUGUGAUCCUUUUAGUGUUUGGAGCAUGGUUGAUUCGUUUGUUGUAUAGAAGGAAGAUGAAGCCUGAAGAUCUCGAAGAUUGGGAGUUGGAUUAUCCUCACAGGUUCAGGUAUAAGGAUCUUUACACAUCCACAAAAGGUUUCAAGGUCAGUGAGGUGAUUGGAGUGGGUGGCUUCGCCACAGUGUACAAGGGUGUGUUACCUACAAAUGGGAACGAAGUUGCAGUCAAGAAGAUAGUCCAGAAUUUAACUCAUGGAAUGAGGGAAUUCGCUGCGGAAAUCGAAAGCUUGGGAAGAUUAAGGCACAAGAACCUGGUCAAUCUUCAGGGAUGGUGCAAGCACAAGAAUGACCUCCUUCUUGUCUACGAUUACAUCCCGAAUGGAAGUCUUGACUCUCUCCUCUUUCACCCCCCUGACGACUUUGUUUUGAGCUGGGAUCAGAGAUUCAACAUCCUCAAAGGCAUCGCUGCUGGGCUGCUAUAUCUGCAUGAAGAAUGGGAGAAAGUGGUAAUCCACCGCGACGUCAAGGCCAGUAAUGUCCUCAUAGACCCUGACAUGAACGGCAGGCUUGGAGAUUUCGGCCUUGCAAGGCUAUAUGAUCACGGCAAAAACUCCCAUACCACGAGCGUGGUUGGCACAAUAGGGUAUAUUGCACCUGAGUUGACUCGCACUGGGAAGGCCUCCACAUCCUCUGACGUGUUCGCAUACGGGGUUCUACUCCUUGAAGUGGCCUGUGGGAAAAGGCCUAUUCGCCCAGCCGAUUCACAGUCUUCAGAUCACUUCAUAUUGAUGGACUGGGUGUUUGAAUGCUAUCAAGUGGGUCAAAUUCUGGACGCAGUGGAUCCAAGGAUGAAGUCAGUGUAUGUUGUUGAAGAGGUGGAGCUGGUUUUGCGAUUAGGCCUCUUCUGUAGUCACCCAAGACCAGAAGCCAGGCCUACCAUGAGACAAGUGACGCGAUAUCUCAGUAGAGAUGAUCCGCUUCCUAUCGUUGACGAUUGGGCUGCCCCUGAUUCUUCGCGGUUCAGCGAUAUAAGCCCAAGAUUCUUACAAAUUGUUUCAACAGAUACAAUCACAAGUUCUUGUCGUUCAUCUUCAGUCGGCUACAUCUCUUCCGGCUCCAUACGAGCUGGCAGAUAGUGAGUUGUAGGUAGCUCUUAACGUGUACAAUUUUUUUUAUCCUUCAUUAAGGUUUAUCUUCAAUUUACAUUUAUCAAUCAGUCACCUUCCAGUAUGCCAUAUGCGCAUACUUGUGUAGGCUGCUUGUUUACGAUGUUUUUGAGUCUUAAUUAGUUCAGUUUCUCAUCACAAAUCCCGAUAUUGUUUAGGAGGGGAACAAUUGUUUUUAGGUUCAUGGCAGCAUGAUUUCUUACUCUGGGGAAGUGGGAUCGAUCCAUGUAUAUGACAACCGGAAACAUUGUUCUUAUGAUUUUUUAUUAAAAUUCUCAAGUAUCCAUCUUGGUUGUUA
Molecule: messenger RNA, 2685 nt
Organism: Vitis riparia (riverbank grape)
Lineage: Eukaryota; Viridiplantae; Streptophyta; Magnoliopsida; Vitales; Vitaceae
Product: lectin-domain containing receptor kinase VI.3-like
Exons: 1
Coding region: 186-2357 (723 amino acids)
Biological process (GO): protein phosphorylation
Cellular component (GO): plasma membrane
Molecular function (GO): ATP binding; carbohydrate binding; protein kinase activity
Source: RefSeq, a predicted model, not a curated record